Messenger RNA from Prorocentrum cordatum, 1044 nucleotides. The record is from the annotation of a GenBank genome assembly. Lineage: Eukaryota; Dinophyceae; Prorocentrales; Prorocentraceae.
UAUGCUGCAACUUCGAACAACACCGCGCGAGUGCGGGCUUCUCUGGCGAGCCGCGGCGUCGCCGCAUCGCCGUGUGCGCUUCUGGCACGCCGCGGGCGGGGCGGGAAGCGGGCCGCACUCGGCCCGCUGGGGAGGGAGGAGUGGGAGGGAGGGGCGGCGACGCACGAUGGGCAGGCAGGAGAAUAGGAGAGCGCUGCGCUCAUUGGCAACAGCUCGGACACGUGCUGGUCAGGCAUCACGCGUGCAGCUUGCUGGAGGGAGCGGAGCAAGCGGAGAACGACGACGACGACGACGACGACGACGACGACGACGACGACGACGACGACGACGACGACGACGACGACGACGACGACGACGACGACGAGAGAGAGGGAAGCAGGAGGAAGACCUCCUGCUGGGCGGAAGCCGGCCCGAUGCCCUCGGGGCAGCCCGAGGAGAGCCGCCCGGAGGCCCGCCCGGAGGCGAGGGGCCGGCGCAUACCGCGCCGCCCCGCGGCGUCGGCCGCCUUCCCCCCCCCCCCACGGUUGCUUCUUCCAGAACAGGCCAGCCGCCCGCCCAGCUCUGCCCACUUGCCCGCCGGGCUCACAGGCACGUCUCAGGGACGAGGAAAGAGAGCGAUUGGUGUGCGUGUGGGUGCAUAGCUCUCUUCGCCCGACUAGGCGGUGGCGGCAUGGUGUGGCUGGGGGUCACUGCCUCGCAAGGUGGUCAACGCAGAGGAGGCCACACAGCACGAGGCCCACGUCGCUCCGGGGGCCAACUCGGACCCGGUACCGCUGGCGGCCGCCGUCGUGGCUGGCCCUGUAGAGCUCGGUGUUGGCCACCGCGCUGCGGACCUCGAGGCCCGCGGCGCUGGUCUUGACGUAAGAGGAAGAAAGAGACGGCACACGCAUGGACAGUCGGAGCUCUCCGCGGGGAUCUCUCGGAUCGGCACUGGGCCCUGGCGCGCUCCGCACUCAGCGCAGAUGCAAGGAAUCCGCGCGGAGCUCCGGACGCUUAUGGAUGUGCUCUUCUUGCUUCCUCGGAUGUCGGUGACGUCCACCGCGU